AUGGGCUGGACAACGUGCAAUACCACUACAGAGGAGCAGAAAAUUGAGGAGGUCGAUCUCUGGGAUGGCGGCAUCACAUUUCACGAGCUGUCCCUGAUCUUGGGCGGUGUCUGCGCCCUGAUCGCCUGCGUCAUAUCCAUUUUCCUGAUCAUGGGCCAUGCCACGCACUACAGUAAACCCGUCGAACAGCGCCAUAUUAUUCGCAUCCUUUGGAUGGUCCCUGUCUACUCGGUCGUCGCAUGGAUCAGUAUUCUUUUCUACCACGACGCCGUCUAUUUCGAAGUGAUCGGCAACUGCUACGAAGCCUUCUGUAUCGCCGCUUUCUUCGGCCUCAUGUGCCACUACAUCGCUCCCGACCUACACAGCCAAAAGGACUAUUUCCGAGGAAUCCAACCAAAGACAUGGCUUUGGCCUUUGAAUCACUUUCAAAAAUGGGCGUGUUGCGGUGGGGAACGCCUCUGGAGAAACCCGCGCAGUGGAUUGACAUGGUUUAAUAUUAUUUGGACCGGUGUUUUCCAAUACUGCGUGCUGCGCGUGUUGAUGACCGUGGUUUCUGUGCUCGCUCAAGUCGGCGGCAGGUAUUGCGAGGAGUCAAUGAGCCCGGCAUUUGCGCACGUUUGGGUGAUCAUCUUCGAAUCCAUCUCCGUCUCAAUUGCGAUGUAUUGUUUGAUUCAAUUCUACUACCAAAUCAAAGAUGAUAUUCGGGAGCACAGGCCGUUCAUGAAGAUCCUCUCCAUCAAGCUGGUCAUUUUCUUGUCAUUCUGGCAAUCGACACUCAUCAGCAUCCUCGUGACCAUGGGCGCCAUCAAUUCAACCCCGAAAAUAGCUCUGGCAGACCUGAAAUACGGACUCCCCGAGCUCCUUAUCAACAUCGAAAUGGCUAUAUUCUCCUUCCUGCACCUAUGGGCCUUCGCCUGGAAACCCUACGCCGUGCAACCCGGCGAGGUAACCGAUUUCUACGGCAAUGGCAAAGAGUCGUACCAAGGGGGACGCUUCGGUCUCAAAGCGCUCGUCGAUGCCAUGAACCCAUUUGACCUAGUGAAGGCUAUUGGGCGCGGUGGCCGGUGGUUAUUCGUCGGGCGCAAGAACCGCACGCAGGAUCCAAGCUAUCAGCAGCGAGACGAAAACAACAUUGGCCUGGAGUCUUCACAGUCCGGUACCGGGGGAACUUCCUACCAAGGCGCCGGCACAGCGAUGUCUGGUGCUCGAAAGAGCCGCUAUGGCGGUGACGAGGAGGGCCAGGUCCUGCUCGCUAAUGCCCAGUCAAAUCCCGAGACUGGCCACUUCGGUACGUCUCCGUACUCAGAGUCGGACGAGUAUCUCGGAGAGCAACCAGGCCGCUUUUACCGGAGCAGCGGUGGCCACGGCCACGACCACGGUCAUGCCCUUGAAAGCGGCCCCUCGCCCUAUGAUGAUAUCGAGCAACAAAAUCUCGGGUAUACCCACGAUGGCCCGAACCACCCUUAUCCAGUUGACGGGCCUCUGCGGGAACAAGCACCCAUGCCAAUGCCAGACCCGUACCAGCCCCCGCCUCCAUACCCCGAUGAUCACGAUCACCGCUACCCUGGACAUUCAUGA
Penicillium waksmanii is the source of this 1578-nucleotide messenger RNA. RefSeq names its product OSTA/TMEM184 family protein. Gene Ontology annotation, biological process: transport. Lineage: Eukaryota; Fungi; Ascomycota; Eurotiomycetes; Eurotiales; Aspergillaceae. The transcript has 6 exons. Gene Ontology annotation, molecular function: transporter activity. The record is from RefSeq and is a predicted model, not a curated record. The coding region runs from base 1 to 1578 and encodes 525 amino acids.